AAAAGGCUGGUGUUCUUUAUACAGCCCGUUUUAAAUUUGAAUUAUUAUUACAAGGAAUUUGAAUUGUUCGCUUUAUACAUGUUUUGAAUCGCGGCGAAAUGAAUUAAAGCGACUUAUGCAUGCGUAUAAACGUAGUAUAAAAUAAAUAAUAAGUAGUAUAAAAUAAAAUAUGUAUGUAUACCAUUUUACCCGAUUCCCCGAAACAAGACAAAUUCCCCACAAUUCGGGGAAUUCCCCGCAAGUUGACAUCGCUGAGGCGUUCAGCAAUAGGUGAAUUGUGUAGCUGAAAGCCUGAAAAGCUUGUUGUGGAGUUGUACUAUAGCGAUAUAAAAGAAAAAAAAAUGACAAAUUCCGUUGGCAACGGAUGGGCUGCCGCCCUAAUAACGGAAAUAAAGGAUCCCAAAAACUACAUUAUCUCAUCCGAGAACGCUGUAGUGAUAUAUGACAAAUACCCAAAGGCGCGCCAUCAUUACCUCGUACUGCCCAAAGCAGAUAUACCGGAUGUAUUCCAUUUAAAUGUGGGCCAUUUAUCCAUACUGGAAGAGAUGCAUUUCCUCGCACAAAAUGUUAUCGAAGGGAAAAGCUUUCAGCUGGACGAUUUUAAGAUCGGUUUUCACGCGCAUCCCAGCAUGCAACGAUUACACUUGCAUGUAAUUUCCAAGGAUUUCGUAUCCGACUGUCUCAAAAAAAAGAGACACUGGGUUAAUUUUAAUACUGAAAUCUUUCUACAAUAUCAAGAAGUCUAUGCGCGGCUAAAAACAGAUGCUUGUAUUAAACGUUUCACAAAGGAAAAGAUUGAAGAGUUGACUGCCUCCACGCUGGAAUGCAAUCAAUGCGAAUUUGGGGCCAAAAAUUUACCAGACCUGAAGCGUCAUCUGCUCGAGCAUUGGGCACGGAGGCAGUCAGAUAAAUUUUUUUGAUGGGAUAACUCUUCUGUAAUGAUUGGAUCAAAAUAACCCAAUUUUCAAGAAAAAAUGCUUUUUAUAUCCAGUUAAGUAAUUUUAAUCAAGUUUUGUCUUAAUUUAUUCGAUAAAAUCAUCAACCAUACCCAUUUGUAAAUCAAACCCGAAUGAUUGUCAUUAGAAUAGAAAUCAACACAACAUGGAACUCUCGUAUACCUAUCUGAGAAACAUACUAUGGACCAAGUGGAAAAUAUUUAGGGCUAUCACUGAAUCCGAAUAGCUACGAAUUUAGCAUAUGUUCACGAAAAUCGGACUACGGUGGAUUCUGUGAUAGCGCAGAUUAAAAUACGUCUCUAGCUGCAACCAAAAAGGAAUAUAAAUACACAGCAGGGCUGUUCAGGAUGUUGUGGAAAUGGUCUUGGAUUUGGAGUUGGAAUUGCAUUUGCAAAUUUUAUGCUUGCUGUCAUGGCAACCGUGUGCAUUUUAUUGUUGUUAAUUUACAAAUGCACCGAAUAUGCAAAUGCAAGGACAAACUCGCAACAUCCCGAACAACCCUAGUGUAUUUAUUUAAAAUUUUAAAAUUUACAUAAAUAUAUUCGGAAUUCAUUAAUUAAUUAAACAAUUAUCUACUGAAGUUGAAUGGAGUUCCACCUUAGAACAUAUUAAUUUCUAUUAUUGGGUCGAAUGUGCUGUUGUUGCAAUAAAUUCUACAAUACCCAACUUAUUUUUGUUUAAAUACUUAACAUAUUUAUUAUUAAUUGUACAGAAAUUAAUAUAUUUCAUCUUUACUUAAUACAACGGCAUUUUACACGCGAAUACAUUCAUUACGGCUGCUCAAAACGCAUCAAUGCAAAGCAUUAGUCUCUUUUACUUCUACUCGUUAUGUUUUGGAAAUAAAAGAUACUGAUGUUUUGUAUCAAUACAUUUUAGUAAACGGCCACUACAUCAUCAACGGCUAAUGGACUUGUGGAAGUGGAAACAGUAAUGUUGAAUAGACUUAAGCUUUAGACAUUUAGUGCACACAAA
Molecule: messenger RNA, 1928 nt
Organism: Rhagoletis zephyria (snowberry fruit fly)
Lineage: Eukaryota; Metazoa; Arthropoda; Insecta; Diptera; Tephritidae
Product: aprataxin-like protein
Biological process (GO): single strand break repair
Cellular component (GO): nucleus
Molecular function (GO): DNA 5'-adenosine monophosphate hydrolase activity; double-stranded RNA binding; mismatched DNA binding
Source: RefSeq, a predicted model, not a curated record